Oncorhynchus masou masou (cherry salmon) is the source of this 5522-nucleotide messenger RNA. RefSeq names its product FH2 domain containing 2 (gene fhdc2). The record is from RefSeq and is a predicted model, not a curated record. The coding region runs from base 892 to 4164 and encodes 1090 amino acids. NCBI's taxonomy places the organism in Eukaryota, Metazoa, Chordata, Actinopteri, Salmoniformes, Salmonidae. The transcript is spliced from 12 exons.
UGGAACACCUCAAACUGCGGAGCAGCACAAUGCAUUGGCUUGAGUACGGAGGCGUCAAGCAACAGAACGGAUUAAUUAAAACAAUACGGUUUUCAUUGAAGUUUACAACAAGAAAGAAGGAAUUGUAAAAUAACUUUGGGAAGUUGGAUAUCGCAUCAUAACGCGCUAUUGGAGGGACUGACUGAGACUUGCACCACUGUGAGAAGAGAACAGAGAGUGGACACCUUGGUUGAGUAGAGACUGUACUCGCCCGUUGGGAAGCACCCUAACAAGCUUCAAAGCUACACCCUAUAUCCUACAUGUCAAUAUUCAUCCAUCUAGGUUGAACUCUGGCUAUCAGCAAUGCUAGAAAACAACCAGUCCCAGUCCUAAACCCUAGUUGAGCCCUAUCCUAACUCCCAACAAGCCUCCAUGCUCUUCAACCAGUCCUAAACCCUAGUUGAGCCCUAUCCAAACUCUCAACUAGCCUCCAUGCUCCUCAACCAGUCCUAAACCCUAGUUGAGCCCUAUCCUAACUCCCAACAAGCCUCCAUGCUCCUCAACCAGUCCUAAACCCUAGUUGAGCCCUAUCCAAACUCUCAACUAGCCUCCAUGCUCCUCAACCAGUCCUAGACCCUAGUUGAGCCCUAUCCUAACUCCCAACAAGCCUCCAUGCUCUUCAACCAGUCCUAAACCCUAGUUGAGCCCUAUCCUAACACCCAACAAGCCUCCAUGCUCUUCAACCAGUCCUAAACCCUAGUUGAGCCCUAUCCUAACACCCAACAAGCCUCCAUGCUCUUCAACCAGUCCUAAACCCUAGUUGAGCACUAUCCUAACUCCCAACUAGCCUCCAUGCUCCUCAACCAGUCCUAAACCCUAGUUGAGCCCUAUCCUAACUCCCAACUAGCCUCUAUGCUUAUCAACCUCACCGUGUCCGUCAAGGAGUCCCGUGCCUUUCAUGGAACGCCACCCGCCAGCCCCCGCGGUGUUGCGCCCCUCGUCUUGGAAGUGACAGCCAUGAAUACCCUCCCUCUCCUUCCUGGUGCUAAACCUGUUCCCCUACCCCUCAUCCCUGCUCCUCCUCCUCCUCCCCCGCCUCCUCCUCCCCUGCCUCCCUCCUCUCCUCUGACCCGUAUGGACUCGGCCCGUCGCAGCCGGCUGAGGAAGCUGAACUGGGAGCAGAUCCCUAAGGAGAAGGUGGAGGGGAGGAAGAGUGUCUGGAGUGGAGCGGCUACGGAGGAGGAAGAGUUCCUUAUAGAUCUCCCCUCUCUGGAUGAGCUGUUUGGACAGAAGGACAGUAAACCUCAGGACAGAGCCGGGAGUUUGAGACGCAGGUCUGUGCUGAUGCGAUGCAGUUCACCCCAGGACAACACCACAGAUAAGGUCUCACUACUGGACUCCAAACGCAGUAUGAAUGUCGGGAUAUUUCUACGACAGUUCAAGACGGCUGUCCAGGAGAUAGUUGAGGAUAUCCGGCAGGGUGUCGGGACCCGCUACGGGGCCGAGAAACUGUCUGAGCUCUGCAAACUGCUGCCUGACGCAGACGAGGAGGCUCGCCUGAAGCGGUUCAAGGCAGAACGCAGUGGGCUUGGGGAGUCUGACCUCUUCAUGAUUCUGCUAGUGGACGUCCCCAGCUUUCGUCUGCGUCUGGACACCAUGAUCCUGCAGGAGGAGUUUGACCCUGCCGUGACCUCUCUCUGUCUGGCAGCCAGAUGUCUGAGGGAGGCGGCCAGAGAGCUGUUGAGCUGUCCUGAGCUGCACUCCAUCCUCCGUCUGGUUCUGAAGGCAGGAAACUACAUGAACGCUGGUGGGUACGCAGGCAACGCAGCAGGGUUCCGAAUCCCUUCCCUGCUCAAACUGGCCGACACUAAAGCCAACAAGCCAGGCAUGAACCUCCUGCACUUCGUGGCCAUGGAAGCAGUGAAAAAGGACCAGAGUUUACUGUCGUUUCCUGGCCAACUAGGACACGUCGGCCCCGCCUCCAGGUUGUGUGAGGAGGCGGUAGUAGAGGAUCUCUCCAGACUCUACAGCCGUGUGGCUUCCCUCAGGAUCAGUGUCCAGACGGAGGCAGAGAUCCAGCAGCUCACACGGUCUUUCCUGGAGGUGGCAGAGGACCGUCUGAAGGAAGCAGAGGAUGACGUGGAGGGGAUGAGGAUGUCCAGUCAGGCUCUGGUUGAAUUCUUCUGUGAGGAUGACAGCAUCUUUAAACUGGAGGAGGCCUGCAGGGUCUUUCACUCCUUCUGCCUUCGCUUCCAAAGAGCCGUACAGGAAAAUGCCGAGCGGGAACAGAAGGAGCAGAAGCGGAUGGAGCGAGAGCGUGAGAUGGUGGAGAAGCGUCGCUCCGUGGCCGUGUGUACAGGCCUGGACCUGGGUGUGGUUCUGGGUCGGGUGUCCCCACUGGGAACCCAGAAGAACCAGGAUGACCUGGAGAGAACUCUUGAAAACCUGAGCCACACCUGGAGCCAGCGCAGCCUUAGAACCCAGGGGAACCGCAGGCAUUCCCACUACCUCCAGAACACCACCUCCGUUCCUCUUCAGACAUACCCCCACCUCAACUCCUCCAACCUCCGUAAUACCUCCAUCCACCCCCAGACCUCCCCAGGGCUUCCCUGCCCCACCUACCCAAGCCAGGAGAGGCCAUCCCUGGGGACAGAGACCAGGACAGAGCCCCUAGUCAUUCAGCACCAACCAGUCCUGGAGACUAAGAGACCAAAUCAUGAGGGGACAACUCAGACUCAAGUCUCACAAACUCAAUAUGAACUGACUUCCAACGUCACUCAAACCCAGUGUGGACGUAGAUUCAAUGUCCCCCAAAACAGGCAGGACAUUAUUGCCUAUGUCACUCAAACCCAACAUGGAAUUGCCACUAACAUCAUUGAAAGUCGACUCGCACCAACGACUCGAGACACCUCAGUCAGAGACGCAGUGCUUCAGGACCCUGACUUCGCUCCUCUCCCAGGGUAUACGGCCACUGAGGUGACUGAGCAGGCCUUUGAGAGCCAAUCAAAAUCAUCCAUGGCCACUGACACCCCAGACGGUGUCCAAUCGCAGGAGUCUAAGGGAGCCAAGGAGACCUCACAAGGAAGUGGUGGUUCCUUGGAGCUUAGGCUUUCACCUGAGGAGGGAACAACCCAGCAGAGGGAAACAGAAUCUCUCUCUACAGUGGAACAGAGAUGGCUGCCUCCCAGCCUACCAGAGCUGAGCCCACAGCGGGCACAUCAUUACCCAGAGGUCUGCAGUCCUGACAGGGAAAGGAACCGGUCAUACCCAUGUGUGGGCGAAACCCUGGAGUGCCACACCCUGGUCCGAGGUCUGCGUUCCUAUGACAACCUAUCCCCUCCUCCCACCCCAACCACACCCCUCCCCAAAGCCCCACCCAGCCUCUGCUCCAAGUGGAGGAAAGAGAGACAGGUGGGGACUCCAGGGUCUGGUUCUGGGUCUCCAAUGGGGAAAGAGGACUCUCGGAGCGGAGGGAACACUCCUGGGGUCCGAGGAGGGGCGAAGAGGGGCUCGGUACCCCGUACACGUCUGCCUAACGAUACAGGCAUCCAUAGAGCCCUUUUCAUUUCCAAAGCAGAGACACAGGCACCCACUGGCCCUGUCCCAAAUCCUAAUUUACAGUCUACACCACGUUCCACUCGUCUGGCGUCCCCGUCCGUACGCAGCUCCUCCAUGCGCUCCUCCCCCAUCACACGCCCUACUGCUACCCAGACAGAGGUGAAGCGGAGCAGUAGCACCAGGAGUGAGAGGAGCCAGGCUGGGGGUGAGAACCAGCAACAGACCCCAGGGAAACCCUCCAUGACCCGCCGGGCAUCAGAGAGAGCUGGGCUGGGGCUUGGACCAGAGAGGGAGAGGACUUCGAGCACCAGCACCACUAGUAGUACAGCUACCACCCAGCCAGCCUUUGUCAGAGGCUCUCCUCUCAGGGUGACCAAACGUCUCGCCCCCACCUCCAAUUCUGAGACCCAACACUCCUCUCAGCCCCGCUCCACACACAGCCCCUCCUCUGCUACAGCUAAAACCAUCCGUACAGCUGUUAUUGCUGCGGCCAGGACUAAAACGGCCAAGACGAGCCCCAGCACAGAGCCCUCCAGAGCUGCUGUCUCUGCCUGUAAAACCCCCACAGCAACACGGAUACCUGGGCCUAAAAUGGACCGUCCUGCUUCCUCGCCCAUGUGGAAGUGAUCAUGGCAGAUCAUACCACUUUUUCAACUUUAUACAGUAGUCUUACUUACACACAUACACGUACCUAUGUGUGUUUGGGUCCAUUGUACAUGUAUGUGGGAAUCACAAUUCACCAAGUAAUUUAUCAGACCUCUCUGUUCUGGAGGUCUCAGUAGUUGCUGGUCCAUUCAGACUCUAUUCAGCUUGUCCAGAAUCGAUGGGGUGUUUUCACUUCGGUCUCUCCCAUACACUUUCUUGUUUGCUGGGAAGAUGACAAAGGACUGCAACUCCAACAAAAUGGCUGCCACUACACCAGUCUACAGCUGUUCUGUUUUGCACAUGGGCUGUACUGUCACCGUAGAUAGAAAUGUCUUCGGUCCUACACACCACCUCCAUCCACUAGUGUCCUGUGCAGUCAAAAGGGGACUUCAGGGAGAGAUUACUACCCCCCCCCACACACACACACACACCCAACCUGGACUUUGUCAAGCUCCUGAAAUGUGUGCCUCUGACCUUGUUAAUCUGUAGAAAAUCCUUAAUUUAGGAUUGUGGCACUGCAGCCUCCUCUUGGUCAUCCAACAGAAUCCUUCUCAUCAACUUGUUUUUUUUUAGGGUGUAUGUUGAAAAUGGCAUUUUCUUUUUCUUUCAAGGGGUUAAUUUAUUUAACUUUAGUUGUGUCCUAAAUGGCACCCUAUUCCCUAUACAUUGAGUAUACCAAAUAUCCCAAUAUUAAGUUGCACACCCCUCCCUUUUACCCUCAGAACAGCCUCAAUUUGUCAGGGUAUAGUGCACUACUUUUGACAGGAGUCAAUAGGGCUCUGGUCGAAGGUAGUGUACCAUGUAGGGAAUAGGAAGCCAGUGGGGACUCCACAACCAUACUUGAUCAGUCCAGCUCCUAUGUGCCAUGUCAUUUCUGAAUCCUCAAUGAUUUGAGUGUGUAGUCUUAGAAGUGUAUUUCUAAAUGAUGAGAUGCAUGGACCAGACUCCUCAGACUGAAUAUAGUGUGACCCUUCUUUCUCUUUCGUUGCUUUCUCACCUCGGGCUAUUUGUUUGCUCAAUCAGCAAUCAAUCAGUAUGAUAUAUCUGAUUGAUUAUUGGUAAUCGAUCGAUUUUUGUUGGUUAUCCUCAUCUUGAAUGUGAACUUCAUUCUGAUGCACUUUAACAACUGAAGAGGAGACCUGUUGCUAGGAUACUCACUGUAAUAUUCUACUGCUGAUGUUUAUAUCAAAAAAGAGAUGUUAACUUAAAUUGAACGACAUGAAUUGUGAUCCAUGGCGACAAUGUGUGCAUUUAUAAAAUAAAGAUGCUAAUCACUCCGGGUGUGUUUUGUUAGUUUUACUUCAUUAAAGGACUGUUUUUGUUUAAACACAAUAAGGAAC